Messenger RNA from Nasonia vitripennis (jewel wasp), 1790 nucleotides. RefSeq names its product putative ankyrin repeat protein RF_0381. The coding region runs from base 105 to 1658 and encodes 517 amino acids. Lineage: Eukaryota; Metazoa; Arthropoda; Insecta; Hymenoptera; Pteromalidae. Gene Ontology annotation, cellular component: nucleus; cytoplasm. The record is from RefSeq and is a predicted model, not a curated record. Gene Ontology annotation, molecular function: protein binding. The transcript has 2 exons.
AGUGAUCAACAUCGUCUAAGUUUCUUCCAAGCUACGUGCUACAGGUUUUACUCUGUGUCGGAAACUUUUUUUUUCUAUCACCCGUGUACGUUUCAAUAUCAAGUAUGGAUACCAGAACCAAAAGCAUCAAAAGUUUUGACCGACGGCUACAUCAGGGACUCACGGGCAUUUUUCGCAGUCUCAACAAGUACCAGAUCGAAAAAUUUCUCCGCGAACCCGAGAAAGCCCACAAAAAUUCUAAAAUAAAGUCCAUCCUGAAGCAAGACCGCCUCAACAGGAGUCACUUUUCGCAAGAUGAGUUCGAAAGACUCUCGCUCCUGUGGAUCGCUGCCUUAGGCGGCUACACGGAUUCCGCCGAGUAUUUAGUGCGUGCGGGUGCAGAUGUGAACCAGCCUUUCGGAUGCCGUCGUCAUGAAUUGCUCAGUGAGGAAUCGACCAUUCUCAACCUGCUGAUUCAGAUGGAUGAUAACACUAGUUCGAGCGAGCGACUCAUUCGUCUGAUCGUGGAUCAUGGCGCCAAUUUAGAAUCUCAGGACGAUAGAGGACGGACCAUCCUGCAUCACGCGGUAAAGCUCGAAAGCAAAUUGAUUGAAUUUUUUCUCCGGAAAGGAGCCAACGCUAAUGCAGCUGACAAUGGAGGUGUCACACCGGUGCUCAUUGCAGCAAGCAUCAAAAAAUCCGCCGAGCUGAUAUCGCUUCUCAUGAAAUAUGGAGCUGAUAUUACUGCUAAAGAUUCGAAAAAUAGAAAUGCCUUGCACUAUCUGGCAAUGCAAUUACGACUCACUAACGAUGAAAAUGUUGACCUGCCGAGAGCGUUAAUCGAGAACGGCGUCUCGCUCGAUGACGAAGAUUACAUUGGCGAGAAGCCAAUACAGACGGCCGCCUCCACAGGAAAGAACGAGCUGGUGAAUAUAUUUUUAGACCACGGCGCAGACGUGAACGCGCAAACAAAAGACGGCUCAUCUCUGUUGAGCAUGGCUGUUCGUUACAGUCAUAACGCUGAACUGACUGAAACUUUGGUCAAACGGGGCGCAAACAUUAGUCUGAGAGACUCUAAUGGUCGCACCGCGUUGCACGCUGCCUGCCUAGCCCUGUUCAACCCUAAUAUGGAAAUGAAUAUCAGGAUACUUCUUUCCGCAGGCGCGGAUGUGCUCGAAGAGGACAAUGAAGGUUGUACGCCUUUCUCUCUAAUAGAUCGCUUCGAAAGGGAGAAUUCUAGCGUCAGGCUUUUGAUAAAAAUUCUGGCGCUGAAGAAAGCUUGCCUGCCGGGAAUCAAUCUAAAAGACGAGAGCAUCAUCGAGCAGUAUUCAGAAAUGUCGAGUUAUUAUCGACAAUGCAUCGAAGAGAUCGAUCAGAUGAAGCUCACCAAGGUUGUCUGGAGCUGCUCAUUCUUUGAUAUACUCAAGAAAAGACAAUGUCAGAUAGCUGAGUUCAUGAGGAAUCCUGAAUUCGAGAGAAAAUUCAGGCUGUUCGACUUGACCAGAUUUCCAACGUACGCCGAGGACGUAGUUCGGGCUUUUAUGCGCGCCCAACAGUGCUAUGAAUCAAUGCUGGACCAGGAGGACCUUAUUAACGAGGCUUUCUAUAACAUGUUGCCCUGGGUGCUCGGGAGGAAGAUGGUUAAAUUUCUUUGCCAAUGUUGCGAAAAUGCAAAAUGAGCCAGCUUUGAUAGAAUGCUGAAAAUCUUCUGUAUAUAGCUCUCUAUAUAUCUCCGAUUAUAUUGUAUUAUAGUGACUCAUCAGUGAAUACUGACACUGUGAGCGCGUGUAUUUAGAACAUCAGUAUAGAGU